AUGAUGCCCUGCUGCGGACCUCCGAGCAAUGCGAUCGCCCAAAUCAACAUCCCUCGAAAGAUUCGGUCUGAAUUACAACCUGGCGAUCAGUGCUUCUUCUCCGGUAGAUUGAUUGGACUCAAUAACGCGGGUACUACUCCCAUCAUACAAUGUAACCCAGAGGAUGUCACUAGGGUUCCUGCUGCAGAUCGGGACCUACUCGCACCCACUGACCCUAACAAAGUAUAUGUGGAAGGCUUGGGUAUAGUCAUAAAGCGAGAGGAACUCAAGACCGAGCCCGUCUUGAAGUACCCACCCAUCAUGUGCACAGUAAAACACAACGACUGGGAUCAAGCAAAGCAGGAGGAUGUCGAGUUCAAAGUACGCUACAUUAUCCCACCCACAACGCUACUGAAAAGUCACGCUUUGAUCCAGAAGGGAUGUGAAGUAAGCAUCGCUGGCUACCUCAUCAACAAUCCGGCCAGCAGCCACGAACCAUGGUUGGUACAGACCACUGGCGUCAGCGUCUUGAAAAACCCACCCAGAUGCCGCAAAAAGGAGAUGAAGGUACCCAACAAGAAAUCCAUUGGACCGGCAAAAAAAACAAGUCAGGGAGCCCUUCCAAAACGAGUACCGAGCUCUGAACCCGAAUGUUGUUGUAAGGCUGAUAGAGGAGAAGGAAGUAGCUCGGGAUCUACACUUUACCAAAGAAUCAUUCCAGCUCGAUGUUCCGCUGAUCCAAUCCCCGGAUUCGAAGGUCUAGACAUCAAGGGCAAGGGCAAAGAAAAGUGUUAA
Molecule: messenger RNA, 774 nt
Organism: Puccinia graminis f. sp. tritici CRL 75-36-700-3
Lineage: Eukaryota; Fungi; Basidiomycota; Pucciniomycetes; Pucciniales; Pucciniaceae
Exons: 4
Coding region: 1-774 (257 amino acids)
Source: RefSeq, a predicted model, not a curated record